Messenger RNA from Photinus pyralis (common eastern firefly), 2742 nucleotides. RefSeq lists its product as uncharacterized. Lineage: Eukaryota; Metazoa; Arthropoda; Insecta; Coleoptera; Lampyridae. The record is from RefSeq and is a predicted model, not a curated record.
AUUUAUUUCAUCCCGUUCUUCCAAUAAAGUUAAAUAAUAAAUUAAUGUUCCCUCUGUGUUAUUCCUGUGCUAAAAAUUUUACGCAGGAGGAUUGUUCCCACGAAAUAGGCGAUAGAGCCAUUGUGGGAACAUGGGUGGCCGACGAAAUUGUCAAAUCUAUAGAAAAGGGUUAUAGGAUUAUGGAGGUAUACGAAGUUUGGAGUUAUAAAACGGAGCAGUAUGAUGGCAAGUCAGGUGGUUUAUUUACUGAAAUGAUGAAUAAAUUUAUUAAAAUCAAACAAGAAGCGAGCGGGUGGCCAUCUAACUGCAAAACUGACAAAGAAAAACGAGCCUAUAUUGCACGAUUUUAUGAAAAAGAAGGUAUAUUAUUGGAGUUUGAUAAAAUUGAAUUGAACCCAGGUCUACGUUCGUUAGCAAAAUUAAUCUUAAAUUCAUUUUUCGGAAAAUUCGGUCAACGAGAGAACCAACCUAAAACCAAAAUUAUUAACCAACCGGUGGAAUUGUAUGCACUUCUGUUCGAUCCUACAAUUGAUGUUGUAGGCAUCUUACCAAUAAACGAAGACACUUUAGUGGUAAACUAUCAGCAUAAAGAGGAAUCAUACACCCUUUUAAGUACAGUUAAUGUAUCCAUUGCAGCAUACGUCACAGCACAAGCUCGUUUGAAGUUAUAUUCAUACAUGGAACGAUUGGGUGAUCGUGUUUUAUACUUUGAUACGGACAGUAUAAUUUAUAUAUCGCGAGAAGGAGAAUACGAGCCCCAAACGGGCGAAUUUAUUGGGGACAUGACAAACGAGCUUGAUUGCUAUGGCGCAGGUAGCUAUAUUACGGAAUUUGCCUCUGGAGGGCCAAAAAAUUAUGGUUUUGUUGUAUAUUCCCCAACACAGGAUAAGUACUUUCAAUCCUGCAAGGUUAAGGGUAUAUGCAUCAAUCACGAGACAUCAAAGCUUGUUAACUUCAACACCAUGAAAAAUUUGAUAAUCAAUGAAGAGAUUCCGAAAAAAAUAUUGUACACUACGUUUGAGAGGACCGCACAGCAUCAGGUGUUAACCAGCCAAAAAGAGAAAAUAUUUCGAGCAAAUUUAUUGAAGAGACGUUUCAGCGGUUACGAUUCAUACCCGUACGGAUACAAGAAGAUAAAGCAGUGCUGACAUAGUGUCUUUGUCGACAUCAUUAAUAUGGCGUGAUGAGUUUCGUACUAACCCCAACAGCCAUAAUUUGGAUUUGUUUAGUUGGUUGUCGAUUUAUUUGCCUAUUCGGGCAUACUGUGUAGUUUUUUUAGAAAAUUUAUUCAUCGUGCAUUUAACAGGUGUAUUAGAUUUCACUAUGCAGAGUUAUAAAAAAUAGCAUAUUUCUACGACCAUUUACAUAUAGUUUUCUUUAAAAUAGGCAGAUGAUAAGACAUUAAAAAACUAGUAAUUUUACAAUUGUAAUAUUUCAAUUUGUAUAUAUCUAUGUAUUAUAUAAUAUAUGAAUCUCAAUAAAUACUAUUAUCAAAAGCAAUGUAUCAUUUCUCAAACACAAUUCAUAUAUCAAAUGAAGUGGCACACAAUGGCCAUUACCAUUUGGAAAUUACUAUACAGGAUUUUGUCGGAUCGUCCAUUCCGAGACUGCUACGACGUUAGUUAGAUAGGUAGGUAUGUGUUUAAAUGCCGAAAUGAAGCCAAAUAAAGAAAUUAUUACAUCCAUAAGCCAAGGUACGCUAUGCAAUUCGUCAGACUGUUAAAUUUUGUCCGCUUUGCGAUAUAGCAGAGAGAGAUUAGGCAUAACAAAAUGAAAACGUUGCAGUAUCAGUGUUGGAAGCAAAUAUACAGACAGUUGUUUACGAGAAACGCAUCAAAUUGUGUUCCAGAAAAAACAGAUGCCUUUCAUCGCUACCUUCCAUGAGAUCUUUCCUCAAAGUGGUGAUCUAAAAUACUCGCAAUCAAUCACUUUCACGCGCGGUGGCAUAUUAGUCCAGACGACGUCACCUUCACUAAAACUCAGCGGCGCGAGUUACGAAUUCCUUACGAAUUUCUCCAUGAAUUACCAGUGUAGGUCAGCAUAACUGGCAUUACUUAUACACUUCUGCACAAUGAAACAUACGACUGAAUAAAAAACUGGUACCUACAUUGAUUUUUGACAAUCUUAUCAACUUGGUGAUAAUAAAAAAACAGUUUUGUCCGAGCAAUAGUUUUUAUCCAUUUACCAUAAAAAAUAUCAUUUUAGCGCUUUACUAAUCUUAUAAGAAAUAACACUGCUAAAACCUAUGAACGGCCGAAUACUAAAAAAGCAUGUUUGUGUAAAUACUGAGUUUUCUAUGACACUAAAGUUUCGCAAUUAUCGAAGGAGACUCAGAAGAUGAAAAAUCACAAGAGCUCAUUCGUUAAAAGUAGGUACAUGGCUCUCCUGGUGAUACAUGUAAACUGAUCUGUAUACAAAUGCUACGUAGAGGAGUUGAUGGAUCUCGAGCAUAAUUGCCUGUCAUAUGGUUUACGCAUGAGAGAAACUAUGGUUCCCCUACUAUGUUCACUUAAGAUCAUCCCUUAUGGGAUCAUUGACAGUAGAAUAGUUCUUUCAAACAUACCCGUUUUCGUAGAUUCCUGCUACGAUUAAUUGUUUCGAUUAUGUGCAACGUUAUAGGUAUGUCUCCACUUGAAAUAGUUUUUGAGCAAUAGUAUUUAAUGGAUCUUAAUAAUAAUUUUAAAUAACAAUUUGUUAUUGUCCUCAACAGAACAGUAAUCUCAUGUUAUUUCUUAUGGGGAA